CACACACACUCUCCCCCGGCCCCAAGAGCCAAGAAACAAAAGCCUAGUGAGAUGUAAAAGGUUUCUUCACUGCCAAAUUGUUGCUCUGCUAUAUCCUUGCAAGUAGGGUGUGUAGCUUUGGCUGGCGCUUGUGUGUGUGUGCGCGCGUGCAUGCAUGCAAGCUUAGUUGCUACUGCCAUCCAUGUCGGGAGCGGCCGCAAGGGAGUGUGCCGGCAGCUUCUCUUCUGUGAGCAGCAAUAAUACAGCUAGCCGGGAGGUGGAGGAAGAGUUCUUGCAGCAUCAACAGCGGCAGUUCCACAUCAAGCCGCUCCUCGGUAGCCCGCCGGAGAUGGGCACCGACGACGGUGAUCUCCAGCGCGUCACCGGCCCAUCGGAGCCGCCGCCUGCCGCGCCGACGGUGAAGAAGAAGAGAAGCCUUCCGGGGACACCAGACCCCAGCGCGGAGGUGAUCGCGCUGUCGCCGCGGACGCUGAUGGCGACGAACCGGUUCGUGUGCGAGAUCUGCCACAAAGGUUUCCAGCGCGACCAGAACCUGCAGCUGCACCGGCGCGGGCACAACCUGCCGUGGAAGCUGCGGCAGCGCGGCGGCGGUGCGGACGCCGCGGGCGGCGGCCCGCCGAGGAAGCGCGUGUACGUGUGCCCGGAGGCGUCGUGCGUGCACCACAACCCGGGGCGCGCGCUGGGCGAUCUGACGGGGAUCAAGAAGCACUACUGCCGCAAGCACGGCGAGAAGAAGUGGAAGUGCGAGCGGUGCGCCAAGCGCUACGCGGUGCACUCGGACUGGAAGGCGCACGCCAAGGUCUGCGGCACCCGCGAGUACAAGUGCGACUGCGGCACCGUCUUCUCCAGGCGAGACAGCUUCGUGACGCACAGAGCGUUCUGCGACGCCCUGGCCCAGGAGAACAACAAGCUGGCGCAGCCCAUGAACAUGGCCACCGUGGCCUCGGCCCUCCAGGGCCAGGCACACCGCCUCGCCUUUCCGCAGUCCCACCAGGAGGCCGACGACCUCGACGCCGCCGAGGACGAAGACGCCGACGACUUCGCCCUCGACACCAAGAGCCCGCAGCUCAGGAUGCUCCCCGCCGCCAUGCCCGACGACGCCGCCGCCCCGCUCCUGCCGCCGCUCAGCAUGGCCGGGUGCAUGCUCUCCAGCCUCGCCGCCGCGAGGCCUGCGCCCUCGCCGUCGACAGCCUUCUUCACCGGCGCCAGGAUAGGGCUUGACGGGCCUAGCGAUCCCAACAGAAGCAUGGGCGGCGGCUUCUCGCCGGCCGGCUCGGCAACGGCGAGCAUGUCCGCCACGGCGCUGCUGCAGAAGGCCGCGGAGAUGGGCGCGACCACGGGCGGCGGCUAUGGCGCGGGCUUCGCCACCGUCGGCUUCGGACCCAUGUUGGGUGGGCCUAACCAUGUGCCCACCAUGAGUCCGUUUGGGCCUCUGAAGGCUCCUACCAUGGAUCCGCCGUAUGAUGGGCUGCCGUUGGGCCCGGCACAGCUGGUUGGGCUGGACGCGGGCAGGCUAUUGCCGGGUCAGCUCUACUGUGGCAGCAAUGGAGGAGGUGCCCACGGUGGUGGGGUCGGGUCGAUGACCAGGGCCAUCGGAUCGUUGAUGCACGGUGGCCAGCAGCAGCAGACGACGGAGCACCGGCGGCCGGACGACCUGCGCGUCGUGGAUUACCUCGGCGUCGACGACCAACGGAGCUUUAGUGGUGGUGGUGUGAGCCCCUUCGGGCCUCAUAUAGGUCCAUGGGCCUAGAUAUCUUUGUAGCAUGCUUCACAUGACUACAAAAGGAGGAAUUCAGUGUACUGGGUUUGGGUGAGAUAAUUCAGUGUACUUGUUUGCUGGAGAAUUAACUGGGCCGGCCCACCAAGAAGAUGAGGGUAUUCUGGUAAAUAUAUAUCACCAGAUUCUCCGAAAACCCUAACCCCACAGAUCAACCCGAUAAAUACGACGGCUUUCCCCCGUCUGCCGCAAUCCUCUCGGCUGCGGCCACGGGAAUCGUCAGGUUUGUUCAAAAAUCGGCUGAGAUGGGAGCUUGAGUCUUCGUCAGAUUUUCCAUGUUUUAUCUUUGGAUAUUGUUUGUUUUUCGUUCUUUUUUUCAUUUGUCUUUGGAUCUGAUUGGAUGAGGCUGUGAUGACCAAAAAAUACCUACCUAUUUUCUGACUCCUGACGAGAAACCAAUAUCCUUCUGAGCCUUCCAAGAUCUAUGCGACUUCUCGUCUAUCAAUUUGUUUGGAUUGCUUUGGAUCUGUUGCCGAUGGAUUUUACGAAAGCAGAAAGGAUUUUGCGCGGUUGAUGUGAUGAUAAGCUUUCACAGAAACUCUAGUGUUGACCAAAAUUCAGACUACAAUUAUCUGAUCACCUGCAAAAUCUUGUUUUUAAUGGCGUUUCUGUUUCUGCGUCUCCCGAGUAAACUGUUUCUUCUUUCACCCUAUUAACAGGAACAGAUGCUGUGAUCUGUGCACAAUAAGCCGAUGCUCUGGAUACUAAAACAGGAAGGAAGCAUGGUAGUGUGUACGGAGAUGAAAAAGGUCUGCAUGUCUGCUUGCUGUGAUGCCUUCGGGCUUUGAUCUCGCAGGCCUGGAUUUGACCUACACACUCUUUACAGCAUGCUAGAACCGAAGAUUAUUGAAGCUGUAUUGACGGAUGGGUUACAUGUCCCAAUUGCAAUUCGUCCGCUGAUGCUAAAGAGAACGAUAAUAUGCGCAGGAGGCAACUUAAUAAUCUUAAAGAAAAAAACUAAUGGUUUGCGAAGCCAGUUCUGAAUGAGCACUGAAGAAUUCCCUUUGGGCUUUCUUUAGUUAUGGCUGGUGAAGAACAGCAGAUCCUGUGCCUUCAGGCAUGCGGUUGCAACUGAGCUUGAGAGGUAGUAGUGUAGGGGAACCAAACACCCGCAGCAACAACCGUCGCCAUCCGGCAAGCACAAGGGCCCAGGCUAGAAGGAGGCCAUGAUUGAUCACUCCAUUCCGAAUGCACUAGUCAAAUCGAGAUGCUCUGCUUGGACUGAUAAUUAUUGGUCACCAGUCACCACCUCCACCUUGGAAUUACACUUAUGCAAUGGCGAUCGAGAGCAGUGAAGAGACGGUUGGGGCAACCAAAUCAAACAAGGUCGAAAUAU
Molecule: messenger RNA, 3113 nt
Organism: Panicum hallii
Lineage: Eukaryota; Viridiplantae; Streptophyta; Magnoliopsida; Poales; Poaceae
Product: protein indeterminate-domain 2-like
Exons: 3
Coding region: 182-1750 (522 amino acids)
Cellular component (GO): nucleus
Molecular function (GO): DNA-binding transcription factor activity
Source: RefSeq, a predicted model, not a curated record